CAGACUGCAGCAGCUUGCGGUUCUCACAGCUCGGGGAAUGAACGCAGCAACAAGCUGGAGAGGCUGAAGUUUCUCUGAAACUCUGAAUCUGAUCCGCUUUUUUUCUAAUGAAAGGUGUGCUCAUGUUAGAGUGUUGGAUAUCUUAAAACUUUGUAGAUGCGUUGUUGUAGAUGAUUUUAAACAGCAUCCUCCAGCGCCCAGGUAAGGUAUCACAACAUUUACUACGAAACUAAACUGAGCGCAUACUUUGCACGCCUACUGUAGAGACUCAUUUUCGGGAAAAUAACUGUGUCAUAGUAAUAAUAAACGAGAAUAAAGUCUAGAAACACCCAGCAGUAGAUUUUCGGGUUAUUCGGAAUGCUUUCCGUGACUUUCCUCCUUGCAACGCUCUGCGUUUUUGCGCAGUUUGACACUAUGGACACUUUUACGCACGGCUGCCAGUUGCCUUCCGAGUGGCGGCCGCUGAGCGAGGCCUGCCGGGCGGAGCUGGCGGAGAUCAUCGUGUACGCUCGGGUCCUGGCGAUCCAUCGGGAGCCGCUGGGCUUCGUAGCGGGCAACAUGCACAACUCGCUGCCCUUCGGGUACGGCUACGAGAGCGCGGAGGAAGGACUGCUGUACUCGGCGGAGGUGGAGCUGCUGUGCGACCAGGCCUGGGGCAGUAUGCUGGAGGUGCCCUCUGGAUCCAGGCUCAACCUGACCGGGCUGGGGUACCUAUCCUGCCAGUCCCACACCGUGAUGGAAAAUUACUCCUACUUUUUCUUCCUCAGGAUGGAUGAGAACUACAGCAUCCUACCUCAUGGUGUGAACUUCCAGGAUGCAGUCUUCCCUGACACAAUGGAGAACAGACGCACAUUCUCCAGCCUUUUCCAGUUUUCCAACUGCAGCCAAGGGAGCCAACCAUUCCACACCUUCAGCCCUGAGUGGGACAUCCAGGAGGAUAGCAGGCUGCUGUGCUCCUCGGUGCAGCUGGCUCUGUUCGAGGAGGAGGAGCGGGGCCGAAGGCUGCAGGCGCGCCUGGCUGCAGCUGAGAGGAGGAACCGGCAGCUGAAGGAGCGCGUUGGCAAGGUGAAACGCUCCCUGAGAAACGCCCGCAAGGCUGCACACAAGGCAGAGCAGGAGGUACGGGAGCUGCAUGAAAAACUAAAGGCUGCUGAGAGGCGGGCAGGUCAUCACCUCAAUGCAGUGAUGCAGGAGGAGCCUCCAUUCGGGGGUCUCACAAGUGCAGCGAUACGGGAUAGGAUGCAGCUUUAAUUCUUUUUAUCUGCCAAAUGGACUGAGAACUGGCUAUGGAGUGAGAGAGACUGCUGGACAGUCUUUAUGCAAGGGACAAAUACCUUUCAUAAAAGAAUAAACCAACUAUUAAAGUAUUCAUCCACACAAUAUUUUUGUAAAUACACAAAUUCUCUUAUAUAUAUAAGCAUUCAUGAAAAUGCUAGUCAUGUUUGUGGAAAUGAACAGGCGUUUACUGAAAAAUCAUCUUAAGUUUAUUUUCUAUGUUUCUGAUCUUGCAGAUGAACACCUCCACUGCUCUCUGAUAGACUGUGUAAAUCCUCCUUAUACUAUUUUCGACAACCACAUCACAUUUAUCCCAGUAAUUAAUUUGUUUAUGGGCAUAACAUGCAAAUAUAAAAAUGUUUUAUCUCA
Molecule: messenger RNA, 1644 nt
Organism: Girardinichthys multiradiatus
Lineage: Eukaryota; Metazoa; Chordata; Actinopteri; Cyprinodontiformes; Goodeidae
Gene: ccdc3a
Product: coiled-coil domain containing 3a
Exons: 3
Coding region: 358-1251 (297 amino acids)
Biological process (GO): negative regulation of gene expression
Cellular component (GO): extracellular region
Source: RefSeq, a predicted model, not a curated record